AUGAAACAUACGGCUGGCUUCUUCGCAUUUCUCGCUGCUCUCUUCCAUGAGGUGGGGGCCACGCCUCUACUGCCCCGAUAUGGAGAUUAUUUGGUCCACGAAAAACGCGAGUUCUUUAGAGAUGCUCAAACUUUGCGUCGACUAGACGGAGACGUCAUCGUCCCACUUCGCAUAGGUCUUUCCCAGCAAAACCUUGAUACGUUAGAAGCCCAUCUUAUGGCUGUUUCCGACCCGGAAUCCACAAUGUACGGACAGCACUGGUCGCCAGCGCGAGUGCUCGAAGUCUUUUCCCCCUCUCAGGAAAGUCAUGAUGCCGUUCGUGCAUGGCUUCUGGAUGCAGGCUUCGAUGCGAAUCGCCUAUCUGUAAGUCACAACAAUGCAUGGAUUGAAAUCCAAGGCGCUACUGUCUCCGAGACCGAGGCAUUGCUCAACACGGAAUAUCAUGUCUUUGAACAUGAUGGAGAAGAACAUGUUGCUUGCCAUGAAUACUCCGUUCCAGCUGGAGUAGCUCCUCACAUCGAUCUCAUCACACCUACUGUGCAAGCCAACACGAAACUCGUCAAACCAGUCACUAGCCGCCAGCCGCCAACCUCUCUUCGUCGACGGGAUAUUGCUCCUGAGCAACUACAGGAUAUCGUGACGAGAGCAUCUGUCGCGACAAACGGAUCCCUUGCCGGAUGCGACACGGCUGUUGUUCCAAGUUGUCUGCAAACGUUGUAUAACAUGACGUAUACCCCAAAAGCGACUGAUAGAAACACCUUUGGCAUAGUUACAUACUUUCCAGACACAUACCUCCAGUCGGACCUUGAUACUUUCUUCCGCAAUUUUUCUCCCUCCCUUGUCGGUGUUGUUCCAAAACUUGUUUCUAUUAAUGGAGGCACUAUCGACGUCGACCCCACUUCUGAUGUCGGAGAAGAUGGCUGGAUUCUUGAAUAUGCAAUGACUCUAACAAACCCACAACCAGUUCAAUUUUUGAAAGUUGGGAACCCGCAAAUUAGCCCCUCUCUUUCCUUCAAUGAAUGGCUGGACGCUGUAGACGGCUCGUAUUGCACAUCGGAAGGUGGAGAUGAUUUCACUUUCGAUCCUCAGCUUCCAAACCCCCUGCCAGGAGGCUUCCAAGACCAUUCUUGUGGUACCGUCAAACCACCGAACGUCGUUUCAAAUUCCCAAGGCUUUGAAGAGCUCCGGUUAUCUCAAUUUUAUAGGCAGCGUCAGUGCAACGAAUUUGGAAAGCUAGGUUUAAUGGGGGUCACUGUCUUGUAUUCAGCUGGGAAUACGGGCACUUCUGGUACUCAGAGUGGAUACUGCCUGGAUGACAAUGGUUCAAUGAAUCUGAAUGGUACACAUUUCAACCCGAAUUGGCCGGCCUCUUGCCCGUGGAUUACUGCUGUUGGUGGCACCCAGGUUAAACCCAACGCUUCAGCAACCGAUGCAUUUCCCGAAGAAGUGUGGAAUCAAGAAAUAAUCCCAGGGUUUUUCGAGUCCGGCGGCGGUGGCUUUAGCAACCAUUUCACGAGACCCUCGUACCAGGACAAUGCAGUUGCCAACUAUAUGAAGUUCUUGUCCAAGACCAGCCCUGGCACUUUGAAGCAUUUCAACAUAAAUGGGAGAGCGUAUCCUGAUUUGAGCGCGAAUGCGAAUAUGUUCCUAGAUAUCUCCAACGGUUCUGUGUCUAUUGACAGCGGCACGUCAGGUGCCACUCCGACUGUUGCAUCCAUUAUCACCCUUGUUAACGACGCUCGUAUCUCGGCUGGCAAAAAGCCUGUCGUGCAAGGAGAUCGCGGUGGUGGAUUCAAUGCAACGAAAGGAUGGGAUCCAGCGUCAGGUGUGGGCACUCCAAACCUCGGCAAGCUGAUCGAAAGGUGGUUGGCAUUGCCGUGA
This is a messenger RNA of Psilocybe cubensis, 1881 nucleotides long. RefSeq lists its product as uncharacterized. Gene Ontology annotation, molecular function: serine-type endopeptidase activity; tripeptidyl-peptidase activity. Gene Ontology annotation, biological process: proteolysis. Bases 1 to 1881 code for a protein of 626 amino acids. The transcript has 11 exons. Lineage: Eukaryota; Fungi; Basidiomycota; Agaricomycetes; Agaricales; Agrocybaceae. The record is from RefSeq and is a predicted model, not a curated record.